AAAUUUGGAAGUGAGAUUCAAUUCCACAGAGAGAGGCCCCGGAGGGAGAGAGAGAGAGAGUGAGAUGACGACGUCGAAGUUGGAAGUAAGCGAGAGCUCCUGCGACAUCUCUCGGUUCCAUCACACCCCAUUUUACUGUGAGGAGAAUGUGUACUUGCUUUGCAAGGAGCUGUGCAAAAAGGGCAUCGCAGAUGCACAGGGUUCUGAUCUUUUCGUUGUUUUCAUUUCCAAUGACAAGAAACAGAUCCCGUUGUGGCGCCAGAAGGCCAGCAAUCGAGCGGAUGGGGUUGUUCUGUGGGAUUAUCAUGUCAUUUGCGUGCAGAAAAAAGGCAGUGGUGACACACCCGCAACACAUUUAGUGUGGGAUUUGGAUUCGAGUCUUGCAUUUCCUUGUCCUUUAGCAACCUAUGUCUUGGAAACGUUCUGCCCCUCGUUUCAGACCUUUUCUGAAUUGCGAAGGUGUUUCCGGAUUGUGCAUGCCCCAAUAUUCCUUCGUUUCUUUGCCUCUGAUAGAAGACACAUGAAAGAUUCUAAUGGAAAUUGGCUUCGUCAACCUCCUCUCUAUCAGCCUAUUGUUGCGCAGGAUGGGACUGUACACAACCUGGAUGGUUACUUUCAGAUCCAUGCUACAGAUGCGGUGACAGGAACAGGAGUUGACGUGACCAAUGCAGUUUUUACUGAAAAGCUUGGUGUGGUCGUAACAGAAAAUCAGCUGGAGGAGUUCUUUUCCCAGAUUCCUUAAUGUAUGGUAAUUCUCGUCAGCUGGUAUAUGUAAAGCCUUUAUUUUCUGGCUUCCAACUGAGUGAGUUACUGCAUCGCAUUUGGGAUUAGUUCAUUCCAGCUGCAUUUUCCUUUCUCUUCGAUGCUUCUGAGAAUUGGAUUUCGCCUUAAAGACUGUAUAGAGCAUUGCAUCUUUAACUUGAAUGACAAGUACCAAAGUUUUCAUUCUGUGCAAGUCUUGAGGCAGGAAGUUGAUUAUUGUUUAGUAAGAUUUUUAUUUUAUUUUGUUAUGAGACGGGUCUAAUAUUUACACAUAAAAAUUUGAUUAGCGGACAGCCUUCGUUCUAU
This is a messenger RNA of Malus domestica (apple), 1068 nucleotides long. Its product is annotated as protein N-terminal glutamine amidohydrolase. Gene Ontology annotation, cellular component: nucleus; cytosol. Gene Ontology annotation, molecular function: protein-N-terminal glutamine amidohydrolase activity; protein-N-terminal asparagine amidohydrolase activity. The record is from RefSeq and is a predicted model, not a curated record. Lineage: Eukaryota; Viridiplantae; Streptophyta; Magnoliopsida; Rosales; Rosaceae.